Chlorocebus sabaeus (green monkey) is the source of this 1694-nucleotide messenger RNA. It is a transcript of the gene ZBTB6, whose product is annotated as zinc finger and BTB domain containing 6. The record is from RefSeq and is a predicted model, not a curated record. Gene Ontology annotation, molecular function: peptidyl-prolyl cis-trans isomerase activity; protein binding; cyclosporin A binding. Gene Ontology annotation, cellular component: cytoplasm. Gene Ontology annotation, biological process: protein peptidyl-prolyl isomerization; protein folding. Lineage: Eukaryota; Metazoa; Chordata; Mammalia; Primates; Cercopithecidae.
CAGAGGGCCCCAGUGAAGAAUAAAGCUGGUUGGCACCGGAUGUGUUUUCUGCCUAAGUCCAUCUUCCGGCCUGGGCAGACGCUGCCGCGGAAUCCUCGACUCUAUAGUUUUUUGAGUCGAUUGUGAUCAUGGCUGCUGAGUCUGAUGUUCUGCAUUUCCAGUUUGAACAGCAAGGAGAUGUGGUCUUGCAGAAAAUGAAUCUUUUGAGACAGCAGAAUUUAUUUUGUGAUGUAUCAAUUUACAUUAAUGACACAGAGUUCCAGGGGCACAAGGUGAUUUUGGCUGCUUGCUCCACUUUUAUGAGAGAUCAGUUUUUACUCACACAGUCAAAACAUGUCAGAAUCACCAUCUUGCAGAGUGCAGAAGUUGGCAGAAAAUUGUUACUGUCUUGCUAUACUGGAGCACUUGAAGUUAAAAGGAAAGAGCUUUUGAAAUACUUGACUGCUGCCAGUUACCUUCAAAUGGUUCACAUUGUGGAAAAGUGCACAGAAGCUUUGUCAAAGUAUCUGGAAAUUGAUCUUUCUAUGAAAAACAACAACCAACACACUGACCUGUGUCAGUCUUCUGAUCCUGAUGUUAAGAAUGAAGAUGAAAAUUCUGAUAAAGACUGUGAGAUAAUUGAAAUUUCAGAAGAUAGUCCUGUGAACAUAGAUUUCCAUGUUAAAGAAGAGGAAAGCAAUGCUUUGCAGUCUACAGUAGAGAGUCUGACAUCAGAGAGAAAGGAAAUGAAGUCACCAGAGCUGUCUGCGGUAGACAUAGGUUUUAAAGACAAUGAAAUUUGUAUCCUUCACGUAGAAUCCAUCAGUACAGCUGGUGUUGAAAAUGGGCAGUUUUCACAGCCUUGUACCUCUUCAAAAGCAAGCAUGUAUUUCUCUGAAACACAGCAUUCAUUGAUCAAUUCUACAGUUGAGAGCAGAGUGGCUGAAGUUCCUGGGAAUCAAGACGCUGCCGCCGAGGAAAGUCUUGUGCUACUAGCCAUGGUCAACCCUACCGUGUUCUUCAACAUUGCCGUCGACGGCGAGCCCUUGGGCCGCGUCUCCUUCGAGCUGUUUGCAGACAAGGUUCCAAAGACAGCAGAAAAUUUUCGUGCUCUGAGCACUGGAGAGAAAGGAUUUGGUUAUAAGGGUUCCUGCUUUCACAGAAUUAUUCCAGGGUUUAUGUGUCAGGGUGGUGACUUCACACGCCAUAAUGGCACUGGUGGCAAGUCCAUCUAUGGGGAGAAAUUUGAAGAUGAGAACUUCAUCCUAAAGCAUACAGGUCCUGGCAUCUUGUCCAUGGCAAAUGCUGGACCCAACACAAAUGGUUCCCAGUUUUUCAUCUGCACUGCCAAGACUGAGUGGUUGGAUGGCAAGCAUGUGGUCUUUGGCAAAGUGAAAGAAGGCAUGAAUAUUGUGGAGGCCAUGGAGCGCUUUGGGUCCAGGAAUGGCAAGACCAGCAAGAAGAUCACCAUUGCUGACUGUGGACAACUCGAAUAAGUUUGACUUAUGUUUUAUCUUAACCACCAGACCAUUCCUUCUGUAGCUCAGGAGAGCACCCCUCCACCCCAUUUGCUCGCAGUAUCCUAGAAUCUUUGUGCUCUCGCUGCAGUUCCCUUUGGGUUCCAUGUUUUCCUUGUUCUCUUCCAUGCCUAGCUGGAUUGCAGAGUUAAGUUUAUGAUUAUGAAAUAAAAACUAAGUAACAAAAAAAAAAAAAAA